Molecule: messenger RNA, 870 nt
Organism: Zasmidium cellare ATCC 36951
Lineage: Eukaryota; Fungi; Ascomycota; Dothideomycetes; Mycosphaerellales; Mycosphaerellaceae
Exons: 1
Coding region: 1-870 (289 amino acids)
Source: RefSeq, a predicted model, not a curated record
AUGGACCAUCCUAGCUUUUGCGUCGGCUGGGACAACUACCGGAGACUUGACGACUAUCAAGACACUACCAAUUACGUCUUGCAGACGAAUGCUGAAGCGGCCGACUACGAUGACAUCCCCACCAAUUCUCGCAAGACUUACCUCAUCGCCAUUUUCCACCGGAUCUCCCGCCAGCAACUCAACUAUCGCAAUUGCAAUGUCAACGAGCUACGCACAUUUGCCAUCCAGCGCCGACUCGCGACUGCCCCGGCCGCUCCGUCUCGAAGAAAAGUCAGAGAUGGCGAUCACAAGCGGCUAGUUCGACUGUUGGAGGCAGCUGAUGAAUCUGCCACCUUCCCGGGAUUCCUCGACCUCUCUGCUAAGCUACGCUGUCUGGUCUAUGAGCAUUAUGUAGCCAGCCUGCCCAAGAAGCUGCAAGUACCAGCACAACCGCCGAUUGCAAAGGUCAACAAACUACUGAGAACCGAGUCGUUGCCUAUCUUCUACCACGGGUGCCAGAUCCAGCUUCAUUUGCAGCAACAGCAGCGCAAGGACAGGAAGAUCUUGAAGUUCUCCAAUGAUUCGCAGUUGUUCCUCAACUCUCUCGCCCCUAAGAGUUUGGCGGAGAUCCACAGUCUUCAUAUUGCAUGCUCCUUAGGGAGCAGCGCGAGUUACAUGGGCCACGAGAUCGACAUUCAACUAAAGAAGAGCGAGAAGGCGGGAGUGCAGGUUAAGAAACGUUUCAAAGGAUUCAUGUUGCAAAAUGCGAGAACGAGAAGCAUUGAGGUCGCGCUUUCCGACUUCUUCAAUCAAGAGAGCCAGAGGAAGAAGGAGUUGACCAUCGAGGGUGUCUACGCGGCGAGGAGAAAGCUGGAGGAUACAGUUGUUUGA